Molecule: messenger RNA, 1101 nt
Organism: Drosophila simulans
Lineage: Eukaryota; Metazoa; Arthropoda; Insecta; Diptera; Drosophilidae
Exons: 2
Coding region: 1-1101 (366 amino acids)
Biological process (GO): DNA integration
Molecular function (GO): nucleic acid binding
Source: RefSeq, a predicted model, not a curated record
AUGAGGCGUGUGAUGCGGAGAGUCAUCUCAUCGUGCAACGAGUGCAAGUUGCAGCGAGCGCGGCCGAUGCCGCCGAUAAUGGGACCCCAUCCGGAAGACAGACUGGAUGCGGGUGGAUGGCCAUUCAAAUACACAGGACUGGACUACUUUGGGCCACUGCUGGUGACUGUGUCCCGUCACAAGGAGAAGCGUUGGGUCGCCUUGUUUACGUGUUUGACGACAAGGGCGAUUCACCUGGAGCUGGCGCAUGACCUGUCGACGGAUUCCUGCAUAAUUGCGAUCAGGAACUUCGUCUGCCGUAGAGGGCCAGUAUAUAGACUGCGCAGCGAUAACGGCAAGAACUUCGUGGGAGCUGGCAGGGAAGCCAGGCGCUUUGGUGACGUAUUCGAGAUGGAGAAGCUUCAGAGUGAGUUGUCAAGCAGAAGCAUUGAAUGGGUUUUUAAUUGUCCAGCGAACCCGUCUGAGGGCGGAGUUUGGGAGCGCAUGGUGCAGUGCGUCAAGAGAGUACUGCGUCAUACCCUGAAGGAAGUUGUGCCGAGGGACCAUGUAUUGGAGAGUUUCCUGAUUGAGGCGGAGAAUAUUGUAAACUCGCGUCCGCUCACGCACUUGCCUGUGGAUGCGGACCAGGAGGCGCCGUUGACGCCAAACGAUCUACUCAAGGGAGUAGGCAAUCUGCCGGAUACGCCUGGAUUGGAUGCGGAGCUGCUGGAGGUUUCUACGAGGAAGCAGUGGAGGAUUGCUCGCCUGCAACGAGAUCGUUUCUGGAGGAGGUGGGUCAUGGAGUACCUGCCUACGCUUGUGCGCCGCGAGAAGUGGUGCCGCCGAACGGAGCCCAUCCACCAGGGUGAUAUGGUCUUCGUCUGCGAUCCUGCCUUGGCCCGACGAGAGUGGCGCAAGGGCAUCGUGGAGGAGAUCUACAGCGGAGCUGAUGGAGUCGUCAGACGCGCUAAGGUGCGCGUGAACGACAACGGCCUAUCUAGGACAAUGAUGCGACCCGUCUCUAAACUUGCAGUUUUGGAUUUGAGUGAAGAGGUUCUUCACGGGGUCGGACGUGGAAAGACCUCGUUCCCGCAGAAGACGCUUCAAAUGCUUCACUCGUAA